Messenger RNA from Paramecium tetraurelia, 924 nucleotides. RefSeq lists its product as uncharacterized. Gene Ontology annotation, cellular component: membrane. The record is from RefSeq and is a predicted model, not a curated record. Gene Ontology annotation, molecular function: palmitoyl-(protein) hydrolase activity. NCBI's taxonomy places the organism in Eukaryota, Ciliophora, Oligohymenophorea, Peniculida, Parameciidae. The transcript has 5 exons.
AUGAAUUCGGGUGAUAUUUUCGGAAUAUGUUUUGCUUGCUUAUUCGUGUUACUUUACGUGGCCAUUUUGGUUUACCUUCAUUGCUUUGGAAAGAUUUACAGACUAACUUUUCCAAGUCCUACUCCAAUGUAUACUGAAAAAUUUUUUGGAGAAAAGCUUAAAUAUGCGAAUGUGUACAAUUCAUAGGUUAAUUUAAAGAGUGACUAGUUGUUAAACUCCUAUGAUUUGCAGAGGUUGAGAGCCAUACCUUAUGUCUACUUAAAGAACAAAUAUUCAGAAACAAGUAAUUAUUUACUUUAUUUUCAUGGAAACGCUGAGGACAUGUAGGCUGCAUCUCAGUUUAUGGAGUAAUUGAUGAAAACGAUCAAUGCAAAUAUCUUUGUUGUUGAAUAUCCAGGAUAUGGAGUUUAUGGAAUGUAAAAGAAUAUGAAUAGCAAUAUGAUUGAAGAGGAUGCACUGAUAUUGUAUGAUCAUAUAAAAAAGACUCAUAAAUUGCUGGAUAAUCAAAUUUAUGUUUUUGGAAGAUCAAUAGGAACUGGCCCUGCAUUUUAUGUAGCCAGUGUCAGGAAUACCAAGGGUUUGAUAGUGAUGUCGAGCUACAAGUCCUUUAAAGCAAUAGUAUAAGAUUUUUGUUGUGGAUUUGGCAUCGUCAUUGCUUUUUUAUUCUGUCUACCAGAUUUCUUCAACAAUCAGGAGAGAUCCUAACAAGUCAAAUGCCCAAUAGUUUUCAUUCAUGGAUAACUUGACAAGUUGAUUAAGCCAAGCCAUUCAAAUUCGUUGUACAUUAAUUUGCCCAUAAUCAUACAAAACAAAUCUCAACUAUUUAUAAGGGAGAGAAUGAGCCAUAAUGAUUUUGAUAUUGAUACUGAUAUAGCUAUUCCAAUCUUAGACAUAUUUUCAGAACUUAGAUAUCCAAAAUUUUGA